Molecule: messenger RNA, 1263 nt
Organism: Lathyrus sativus (Indian pea)
Lineage: Eukaryota; Viridiplantae; Streptophyta; Magnoliopsida; Fabales; Fabaceae
Source: the annotation of a GenBank genome assembly
AUGGGGGUACUGGUUCCGGUUUUCUUCUAUGUUAUCGCUUUCUUUUGCACCGUUGGAGCCAUCGGUUUGGCGAUUCUUCAUAUAUACAAGCAUCUUCUGAAUUACACUGAACCUACUUACCAGCGUUACAUUGUUCGCAUCGUUUUCAUGGUUCCGGUUUAUGCGCUGAUGUCAUUUAUGUCCCUUGUUUUACCGGGGAGUUCAAUCUAUUUUAAUUCAAUCCGGGAAGUCUACGAAGCUUGGGUCAUUUACAAUUUCCUUUCACUUUGUCUAGCAUGGGUUGGUGGUCCUGGAUCAGUUGUUAUAAGUUUGAGUGGCAGGGUUAUGAAACCAUCAGUUUGUCUAAUGACUUGUUGCAUUCCUCCCAUACCGUUGGAUGGGCGUUUCAUACGUAAAUGCAAGCAAGGGUGUUUGCAGUUUGUGAUCUUGAAGCCCAUUUUGGUUGUUGUUACACUUAUUCUCUAUGCUAAGGGGAAAUACAAGGAUGGAAAUUUCAGUCCAAAGCAGUCAUACUUGUAUCUUACGAUCAUCUACACGUUCUCGUAUACAAUGGCCCUCUAUGCUCUUGCACUGUUUUAUGUGGCAUGCAAGGAUCUGCUUCAGCCAUUCAAUCCAGUCCCAAAGUUUGUUAUCAUAAAGUCUGUUGUAUUCUUGACUUAUUGGCAGGGGGUGCUAUUCUUUCUUGCUGCAAAGUCGGGAUUCAUCAAGGAUGCUGAUGAAGCUGCUCUACUUCAAAAUUUUAUCAUUUGUGUUGAGAUGCUUAUUGCUGCUGUGGGCCACUUUUAUGCAUUUCCGUACAAAGAAUACGCUGGGGCUAAUAUAGGGGGAUCCCGUGGUUUUUCUGCUAGCCUUGGGCAUGCUGUGAAGUUGAAUGACUUUUACCACGAUACUGUCCACCAGUUCGCACCAACAUAUCAUGAUUAUGUUCUCUAUAACCACAGUGAAGGGGAAGAAGGAACAAGGAAGUAUAGGUCAAGAACAUUUGUUCCGAUUGGCCCAGAGAUGGAUAACGUGAGAAAAAAUAAGCAUAUGAUUGGCAAUAAGGUAGAUGACAUACAGCUGGUAAGCUUAUCUUCUGCUAGUAGUACUCCCUCAAAUUCUGUCUCAUUGCCUGACACUUCAAACUCCGAUGCACUCAAAUCUUCCUUGCUUCUGGACGUCUCCAAUUCUGGGUCCAUACCAUAUGAUCUGACACUUAUAGACUUGGAUGUAUCCAGUUACCCUGAAAAAGUUCCUGCAGCUGAUAAAGCUGAUGCUAGGUGA